Messenger RNA from Fusarium odoratissimum NRRL 54006, 5171 nucleotides. RefSeq lists its product as uncharacterized. Gene Ontology annotation, molecular function: DNA binding. Gene Ontology annotation, cellular component: chromosome, telomeric region. The transcript has a single exon. The record is from RefSeq and is a predicted model, not a curated record. Bases 218 to 4843 code for a protein of 1541 amino acids. Lineage: Eukaryota; Fungi; Ascomycota; Sordariomycetes; Hypocreales; Nectriaceae. Gene Ontology annotation, biological process: telomere maintenance.
UUCAUUGUUCCAACAACAAUUCACACGUCCACGAACGAAUCAGCGCCUCGAACGCGGUUAACAGCAGCUUGACCAACGGAAAAGACAUACGAGAUGCGACAACCAUAAAAUCAUAGAAACAACAAAUAAAAGCUGUCGCACAUGAUUUAACACAGCAACACAGUCCCUCUGGCUUUUCAGGUCCCGCCGACGCGACUGACAUUGCGACCAAACCACGAUGAACAACUCGCAACCCACAACAUCAUUACUUGACCAUGGCGAACCCAUAUCAAUCGCCCAGCUCAGUCCGGAUGUCCCAAGUCAAGAUCCACGAGUUAUAAUUGGCACCGUAACUAUCACAUGGCCAUUUAGCAUCCUCAACAAAUCUAUCGCAUUUCUUUUAGCUGAGCGAGACUUUCGACUCCGACGCGAGAAUGGCCAGGUGCGGAUCCGUUUCCAUGGUGCAGCCGCUAGGGCGAUCGCAGAUGCAUCGCUGGGAGCAGGGGACGAGGUUCGUGUGAGCCUGCAGGGCGUCAAGUGGGAGAAGAACGAGACACAGACUCAAGUCGCAGGAAGCACUCUUGCAUGGCAGCUCGAAUUUUCAAAUCGCUUGGUACUUGGUAUCCGUCGACCCGGAGAAGAACGAGACACAUUGCUCACUAUCGACGCCCCAGACGCAGAGACGGAAGUUGUUACCACCAACGGCCAAAUUGAGAAUACUGACCAAGUCGACACCCUCGCAUCCGUGCCCGAGCGACCUGCCACACCUACGCCUUUAUCUCCAGAAGUCACCUUGCCUCUGAAACGAACUGCUUCAUCGACUUUGGAUCCUCUUGAAUUCACUUCGCCUGCUUUCCUCAAACGAGCGCGUGUCUCUUACGGGGCAUUGUUCGAAGGAGAUAUAGACAUGUUAGAUGACGAAGUUGGCAGGACCAAAUCGAAAAAGCGCACGCGGUUCAGUCUACCUGCCAACUCUUGGCGUUACACUAGCCGAUCCCCUAGCCCUGAGCCUGAGAAUGAUCAUGAAGAGGAAGAUAAAGAGGAGUCCUAUAUGAGUAGUGUCUCGCAGCGCCAUGGCGAGACAGAAGAUACUACCACGAACACACCACCGCGACCGGCGAUGGUUGAUCAAGGUAGUCAAACAGUAUAUGUUGACUUUACUCCAAUGGCCAGUGUGCAGGUUUUGGCUGAAGCAAGACCAGCGUUUGGGUUGACACAGACGACUCCCACACCAUUUACCCGAACGAGACCGUUUGAAAGGGAUGACUCUCUUGUGAACCAGUCUUUGCCACUCACAGAAGACUCGACAACACCUCAAGGGAUGCCACAGGGGUCAGACGAAUAUUUACUGGGUCAUACCCCAAGCAACAUGAACACCGAUAUGACUUUCAGCUUCCCCCCACAGACCGUACUCUUUCCUCAGGCUACGGGUUACUUUUCGGAAGAAAAUGCUCGAAAUAUUGUAACGAAUUCGCCCAGUCUCGUUCCAAGAGAGGUAGAUUAUCCAGCUGAGUUCCUGGAGACCGAAAAUCCCCCUCAGAAUGCUGUAGAAGCUCUUGCGGGUCUCGCUGGUCAUGAACCACAGUCCUCUUUACCCCCUCAAACUCCUUUUGGUGCUGAACCAGCGUUUCACUCUACAUUCGCUGCGACUUCGCAACCGCCUGAGACUGCUUGGGCUGUGGGACUAUCCCCUGGACCCCGCUCUGUAGUUGCUAGUAGCGACGCUGAGAAUCCAGUCGAAAUCUUGAGCUCUUCGCCAUUCAGAGAACAAGGGUCGCGGGGGUCUAGUAGAGACCGCCAGUUAUCUCCCUCACGAGAGAACACGGAUAUGAACACAACCGCAAACGUAUCUCCAGAACCCACACUUGAGGAACCGGCAAGUGAAGCAGAGUAUUAUCGCGAUGGUGGUGAUGAGCCUGGCGAUGAUUACGACUUAAGGAAGUACUCCCGCACGCACGAUGACGAUGACGACAUAGAGACAUCUGAAGAGGAACCCGAUCUAAAUACCAAUGACCCUGAUACACAAACCAUGAACCCCGAUGAAGAUGACGCGGAUGGCGAUGAAGAUGUCGUAAAUCAAGAAGAAUACCUCGACGACGAAUAUCCUGACACGUAUGAGCAACGAUCCGACAUCGAAGCAGAAGAGUACGAAGGGUCGGAAGGUGAUGCGGAAGGUGAAUAUGACUCGGAUGAAUAUUAUUACUACGAUGAAGAUGGUGCAGAAGAGGAAGCAGACACCCGCCCUUCCGCUACCCUUGCUUCUAGGGAACCUAUUAUCAUCGACCUGCUUUCAGAUUCCGAAGAUGAGGAAGCGCCAGAACCAGAACCAGAACCAGAGACAACAAUGGAUGCAGAGGUCAAAAAUAAAGGCGGCAAAUCAGCACUUGGCGCAGAAGAGGCAAAAACAACACCAAUGUCCAAGAUAGAAGGAGAUUCUGAAGUCCCCAAAGCAGAUGAGAUUAUGGCUGAAGAGGAAAACCAGCGUCUGUCGCGGUUCGAUACGGACGAAGAGCCCCUGUCUUCAUUAAGCAAGGGGGAGGGGGAGGGGGAGGAAAUAGAGACACAAAGGGUUGACAGCGGCCAAAUGGGUCCAAUGAAUGAGGGCCAAGUUCCUACAUCUCAUAUUGAAGGCUCAACCAAAAAUGAAGCUCAAGUUGCCGAGGCCACCAUUUGUGCAAACAAGGUUCGGGGUGACAGCGAGAUCAUAGACAAAGCAAAGUCGCCUGUCUCUUCAACUACCCCGCGGGAGUUUCCCAUCGCAGAAGAAUUGCAACGUCAUGGUUACGAAGCUGGAAAGAAAUCAAAUCCAAUGGAAACGGAAGCAUGCGAUAUCGACAUGGGGAAUGCCCCUCCACUGCAAGGAGAAGCAAAAGCGCACGAGACAAAGGACAUUGCCUCUGCUCAAUCUGCUGAGACGAAACCGCUAGACGAGACAGCAGUUGAGCCUGAAGUGACAGUCGAAGCCAUGGACAUUGAUGAACCGCCUCGCAGGCCUACUCCAACAACGGAAAUUCUUGAGGCCAACGUUGAUACUAGCGAACAAGUAUACGCCGCGACCACGGAAGCUCCUUACGAAGCAUUAACACAUUCCCAAGAACCAUCUCAACAGCCACAAGAGACCCUAUACGAUGAUGCGAGAUCGUCGAAUUUUCGCAAAACGGUGCCGUUGUCCGGCGAGGGUCAAUCUGUGACUUUCGAGAUUCAGGAAAAUAUCGAAUCUCAGACAUCCCAAGAUCUUGAACAUUCUGAAACGCAUGAAAACAUAUCGGACCGCUUGUCAGAGGUGACAACUAAACCAGCUUCUCAAAUGGUGAAUGCCUUGUACCAAGCCGACAGGGAUGAAGUUGAGAAGGCAAGCGAUGAGGCACAGCCUGAAAAUGGUGGCCAAAUUUCCCCUCCACCAACACAGAACCCAGAAGUCCAGACCCCACCGGAAGACAGCAUCAAAUUCUCGCAUGACAGUUCUGUCGAACAUCUUCCCACUCCCGGUGGCACACAACAGGUGAUUGAGGUCGAAACAGUCGACACACUGAGUGUCGUCACUCAUGCCCACCAGAUGACGGAGGAGGAGGAUGAAGGCCCAGAGGAUCAGAUCAUGGCCGAAAUAUUACAACAAUCUCCCAUGCGAUCUGAAACACACCUUCCUACGGAUCCUGCUUUGUCCACAGUAUUGUCGCAAACCAGAUCGCCUGACCACACCGGACCGGCUGAUAGGUCGCUUAUAGGAUCUCCCCAAGACGCUGAGGCAGCAUCUGAGAUCAUUGUCGCCAAGUCUUUGCGACCUCGGCGACACAGGCCAACUAAAUCAUCAGGUGGGAAUGGCCACGACGAUCCUAGCUUGGCGUUUAUCACAGCCACACCCACCUUGAAGACCACGGACCGUGGCAGCAAGCCUAGCAGUCCAGCCACAUCAAGCAGCAAGACACGAAGUAAAACGCACCACGACGAUCCCAGCAUCCAAUUGGCAGGUGGCUCGGUGCAGGCAGAUACAAAGAACAAAGGGAAGAGAAAAGCAACCGACGAUGAGAGUAUUCACAGCGUGGACAACAAUUCGCCAGGAUCCCAGCGAGUGCUGCGUCCGAGAAAUGACCACGGUGACCCUAGCAUAUUGCUUGCUAAGGGGUCAAGUCCGUCGACUCGACAGACUAGAAGUCAAAAGACUCCAGAUCCAAAGCGAGAGACCCCUAGGCGUGAAACUCGCUCGGUAUCGCGAAGUUUUCACCGGCAGGAUGAGUCCCCGAACCUGUCGUUCGCCUCGCUUAAAUCACCUUCCAUUGCUGGCUCUACAGCGACUGUGCCUGAAGAAGAGGAUGUCAAAACUCUGAAAAUACAGCUGGUCAAAAGCCUGCGAACGAAUUUGCCCGACUUUCUGUCGCUUAAAAUGCUCAGCAGAAACUCAAUCGACAAGAUGACGGAUAUUCUUGCUGUAAUAACACAAUCACCACCACCUCCACACCGACCGAAGCACGGCCCUCGGGAUUUCAUGGUCACUUUGUGUCUCACGGAUCCGUCGACCGCGCCGACCCAGGUCCGAGUGGCCCAUAUUUUCCGGCCCCACCUAACAUCACUACCGGAUGUCGAGAGCGGGGAUGUUAUCCUCCUCCGGCGGGUCAAGGUGGUGUCAAUGAAAGGCCGUGGCUUCGGCGUCCGUUCAGAAGAUGGCUCAUCCUGGGCAGUCUCGAAAUACAACGAACGAGAGAUUCUUACACAGGUCAAGGGUCCACCUAUAGAAAUUACCCCAGAGGAGAUCGAAUACGCCAAGGGUCUGCGGCAUUGGUGGAGCCUCCAGGAUGACAACGCUAUGGGCAAGAUCGAGACGGCGUCCCGGAAGGUGACCGAGGCAGGUAAAGAGAACGCCAAAUGAGUGGACGGGCAUGAGAAGAAAUAUCGUGGAUUGGAGAACGUGGCAGGGAUCUCACGGCUCACAGAAAAAGGGCAUAAAUGCAUUGCUUUCGUGUACGUAUUUUGGAGAUUUAUAACUGACGGUGUUCUGGGAGCAAACGACGUCAACAAGCAACAUUUGACAUAAGGAAGGUUGCUAAAAGAAUCACAGCAUUCUAUAGCUAAUUAUGCCCGAUGGCUGAUGUUGUAAUUAUUUGUGUAAUUCGAUUUUUUUUUAUUGGUUUUUUUUGUGUAUCAAUACCCAAUGCAGUCACAAGCAAACAAGUGUAUCAAAUCUACUUAUGCCGAGG